Oncorhynchus kisutch (coho salmon) is the source of this 1128-nucleotide messenger RNA. Its product is annotated as protocadherin-16-like. The coding region runs from base 257 to 895 and encodes 212 amino acids. The record is from RefSeq and is a predicted model, not a curated record. The transcript has 4 exons. Gene Ontology annotation, biological process: homophilic cell-cell adhesion. Lineage: Eukaryota; Metazoa; Chordata; Actinopteri; Salmoniformes; Salmonidae. Gene Ontology annotation, cellular component: cell-cell junction; plasma membrane. Gene Ontology annotation, molecular function: calcium ion binding.
CACUCUAUCUGUCUUCAUCUGCAGGUCCUGAGUUCCAGUAAGGCUUCUGCCACGAACACUCUGUCCAUGACUCUCAACUCAGUGGAGGGCGUCGCCCCAGGCUCUGUCAUUGGCUCUGUCCGGUCACAUGACCAGCGUGACACGCUGUCGUUGGACGGCCAGGUGACGUACGUGGUGGUGGGCGGGACGGACCGGAAGGGGACGUUCAUGGUUGACCGGGUUACGGGAGACGUGUACCUGGUCAGAGUACUGGACUAUGAGGAAGGGGACAGGUACACUCUGCAUGUGGAGGUAUCAGAUUUCACGCUGGCGUACCCCAGCAGUCACAGAGUACAGCUGGACAUUAACGUCCAAGACAGCAAUGGACCACGCCCCCCAGUUCACCGAGGACCCCGUUACCAUAGUGAUAUCAGAGAACACCCAGCCGGGAGCCUCCAUCUACACCUUCCAGGCUGCUGAUAAGGACGGCAGUGGUCCCAACAGCGAGCUGCGUUACUCAAUCCAGCACCGCUGGCCUGACUCCCUUCACCUCCUGACCCUUGACCCUUCCACCGGGGUCCUGACCUUGGGUCAGAAGUUAGAUCACGAGACCACGUCCUCCCUCUACCUGGUUGUCAGGGCGACCGACCAGGCGGAGGACGUGUCCGCGCGGCGCUGGGGGUCGGUGACGGCCCGGGUGUUUGUGACGGACGAGAAUGACAACGCUCCCGUGUUCAGCUCGUCCUCCGCCGCCAGUGUUAUGGAGGACCAGCCGGUCGGGUUCGUGGUUGUGUACGUGAUGGCUCGUGACGAGGAUGAGGGAGAGAACGGACGAGUGUCCUACAGCAUCCAAUUAGGGAACAGCGCUGGACGCUUCAGCCUCAACCCCAACACCGGUAAGACAUCUGACCCUUAACCCCUGGCCUCUGACAUGAGUAAGAUCCUAACACUACUGAGACUUCCAACAGACUCAAUCCUACAGAUGGAGGAUCUUAAUUUGAUCACUCGUUUGUUCCUGAGCCGCAGGAAAGGCAUGAAUUCACUGAAAGUUCAAACACGGUUAUAUUAACAGUAUUCCACAUUUUAUAUAGCCUCAUUUUGACCAGCUAAUAGCCUAACCACAUAUCAACCAAUGGACUAAAUGUUCAA